Molecule: messenger RNA, 582 nt
Organism: Seminavis robusta
Lineage: Eukaryota; Bacillariophyta; Bacillariophyceae; Naviculales; Naviculaceae
Source: the annotation of a GenBank genome assembly
AUGCCUUUAGCGCAACCCGCUGAGGAGAACCAUUUUCUCCUCAUUCUAGGGAAGCCAGGGGGCGGCAAGGGUACUAUUUCCAAGAAGAUUUUGAAGGACUUUCCCAAGUUCCAUCAUGUAUCCACUGGAGAUGUUCUUCGUCAACACGUCCGUGAGGAUGCUACCCCCUACAUGGAGGAGGGUCAGAGCUUGCUCUUGGAUGGAUUUCCAAGAACUCUGAAACAAGCAAUGGCAUUGGAAGACGUGGUGCACAUUGAUAUGGUUGUCAAUUUGGACAUCCCCACGGACACUAUCGUGGAACGCAUUGCGGACCGCUGGAUCCACCCUGCUUCAGGAAGAGUGUAUUCGUAUUCCUACAAGCCACCAAAGGUCGCGGGAUUUGAUGACGAGACAGGGGAGCCUCUCGUGCAAAGAGACGACGACAAGCCAGAAAGCGUGCGAAAAAGGUUGGAUGCUUACGACCAAGUAACCUCUCCGUUGGUGGACUAUUACGACCAAAAGAACGUCCUCAAAACAUUCACGGGGACCAUGAGUGACGUGAUUUACCCUGAAGUCAAAACCUGGCUGGAAGAGCACGCUUAG